Peronospora matthiolae is the source of this 750-nucleotide messenger RNA. The record is from the annotation of a GenBank genome assembly. NCBI's taxonomy places the organism in Eukaryota, Oomycota, Peronosporomycetes, Peronosporales, Peronosporaceae.
AUGUUGCGGAAGUCAGUGUGCAGCGGUCCUUCCAGUUCGUCGCGCAACAUAACCCAACUCACCAAGUUCCCGCCGAUCAAGCGCCUUCGCUCCCAGCGCGUCGUUUUGGCCAUGACUUCCAAGGCCCCGCCGCAGCAGAUGGAGGAAGAGGAGACUGCAGCAGCAGCAGCAGCAGCAGCUCCGGAAGAGACACAGGAGCAAGACCACGACCAGGAGAAGAAUGGGGGCGUGUCGCAAGAGCAGCCGCCGACGUCGCAGGAUCCCGAGACGAAGGACAUGGCUACAUCCGAGGCGAAAGUCAAGACAGCAGCAACUGGAGCCAAUAAACACACGAGGAUAAACGCCACACCAAGGGAGCACAAGGACGAGACGGCAGAAGGUGCAGCUGCUAGUAGUUCGCCGGACAAGGACGAGCCAAUGGACAACUGUGCAGCGUCAACGACCACUGAGACGGCACCAGGUCCGGCUCUAGCAGCAGCUACGAAGCGCAAGUUGAAUGCGCAGGAGCCUCAAUCGGCCUCUGUUGAGGACAAGGACCAUGGAAAGACGAAGAAAGCGCGGUCUCAAGUGCACACAGAGUCAGUGGGGACGACGACGACGAGACCGGUCAAGACGAAGACGGCGUUUGCGUUUGCACGACCGACGGCAUCUUCUGCUCGACGCACGGCUGCAGUUGCACAGAAUCAGGCACAAGUCAAGGCGACGCCGGUGAUGCGGAAGAUGGUGCAGUCGAAAACGUGCACCAGCUGA